AUGAUACCGUCAGAACAGAGCACCAGCAACGUACCAAGCAAGAACUCGUAUAAGCAGCGAGACAGCACGAAUCUGCGCAACGGCACAAUUCUACGCGAUGGCGCAAUUCUACGCGAUGGCACGAAUCUACGCGACCCCAAGGACCACGCAGAUUACAGUUUGUACGAACACCCUGGGGAUAUUAACCUCGUGGAUCAGAAUGGGUACGUCCUAGAGGAGACUCCCUACUACAGCCAUGGAGAAAUAAACACCACCCCCUCGAUGAACCUGUACCACGGUGGAGACAUAGCGACGCACCCCCGUGGACUGGGCAAUGUAAAUUACGAUUUGCUCAUGCAGAACUACAACGCUGCUUUGUGCAAUAAUAUAAAUAGUGUGAGCAGCGUGGGCAGUGUGGGCAACGUGGGAAGUGUGGGCAGCGUGAACAGCGCGCAGAACCUGGCCAGCAUGGGUUACCUGGGCGGUUUGGACGUUUCCCCCUUGAAGGUGCAGCCGUACGGCGCGAGUUUUAACAGCGCCAUUUAUGGCGGCGCUAAUUAUGGAGGCGCUAAUUAUGGAGGCGCUAAUUAUGACGGCGCCAAUUAUGCCGGUGCCAAUUUUGAGGGUACCAAUUUUGGGGAGGCCAAUUUGGGGAGUGCCCAUUUCGGGGGUGCCCAUUUUGGAGCUACCCCUUUCGGAGGUUCCCAUUUUGGAGGUGCCCACUUGGGAGCUACCCCUUUCGGGGAUGUCAAUUUUCAGCCCCUCCCCAAGGACGAGUUCCCCCUGCUGUUUGACAAGCACAAAGGAGCGGACCUUGACUCUGUCUCUCAUUUGUAA
This is a messenger RNA of Plasmodium cynomolgi strain B, 816 nucleotides long. RefSeq lists its product as hypothetical. The transcript has 4 exons. Lineage: Eukaryota; Apicomplexa; Aconoidasida; Haemosporida; Plasmodiidae. The record is from RefSeq and is a predicted model, not a curated record. Bases 1 to 816 code for a protein of 271 amino acids.